Molecule: messenger RNA, 2053 nt
Organism: Schistosoma spindalis
Lineage: Eukaryota; Metazoa; Platyhelminthes; Trematoda; Strigeidida; Schistosomatidae
Source: the annotation of a GenBank genome assembly
GUUGCUUCUCGGACGUUCCAGACAUUAACGGCGUGAUUUUGUGCUUUGUACCGGUGACCAUGUUCCGGGCGUUAUCUGCAUUUCGUGGUACAUUGGCUCCUGCUAGACACAGAAUUAUUCAAAGAUCUUAUGCUAAGGAGGUUAAAUUUGGAGCUGAUGCAAGAUCUGCUAUGUUGGUUGGCGUCGACAUACUCGCGGAUGCUGUCGCAGUAACCAUGGGCCCUAAAGGUCGUAACGUUAUAAUAGAAAGCUCGUGGAAAUCUCCCAAAAUUACCAAAGAUGGUGUAACAGUUGCUAAAGGCAUUGAGCUGAAGGAUAAGUUUCAGAAUAUUGGAGCCAAAUUGGUACAGGAUGUUGCGAACAACACUAAUGAAGAGGCUGGAGAUGGCACGACAACAGCUACAGUUUUGGCCCGAGCGAUAGCUAAAGAAGGGUUUGAAAAAAUCAGCAAGGGUGCAAAUCCCAUUGAGUUUCGAAGAGGUGUUAUGUCUGCCGUUGAUGCUGUCGUUAAAGAGCUCAAGUCUUUGUCAAAGCCAAUAUCAACUCCAGAGGAAAUAGCACAAGUCGCAACAAUAUCAGCCAACGGUGACAAAGCGAUUGGUGAUCUAAUUGCUACUGCUAUGAAGAAGGUUGGGAAUGACGGUACGAUAACUGUUAAGGACGGGAAAACUCUGCAUGAUGAGCUGGAGUUCAUCGAGGGCAUGAAAUUUGAUCGUGGCUACAUUUCCCCGUACUUCCUCAACACUGAAAAGGGGGCUCGGUGCGAGUUCCAAGAUGCUUUUGUAUUGUUUUCAGAGAAGAAGAUUAAUAGCAUCCAAACAUUAUUGCCAGCUCUUGAAUUGUGUCAUCAACAAAAGCGACCACUACUCAUAAUCGCUGAAGAUGUCGAGGGUGAGGCUCUCACAGCUCUUGUGCUAAACCGUCUAAAACUCGGUCUACAAGUUUGUGCAGUAAAAGCUCCGGGUUUCGGAGACAACCGUAAAAAUACUCUUAAAGACAUGGCAGUGGCGACUGGUGGGAUGGUAAGUUCUUUUCAUGUUACAUUUUCUAGAUCUUUGGUUGACAUAGAAACUAAUGUUUCUAUUUCUACUUUGUCUAGGUGUUCGGCGAUGAAGCAGAUUUGUACAAGUUGGAAGAUGUACAACUGCAAGAUUUAGGACGUGUAGCUGAGGUCGUAGUAACUAAAGACGAUUGUCUGUUGAUGCGUGGUCGUGGAAGUAAAACGGAUGUCGACAAACGUAUCGCUCAAAUCAAAGAAGAAAUGGAAGCUUCUAACAGUGAGUAUGAGAAAGAAAAGAUGCAUGAGCGUCUAGCCAAGCUGUCUAACGGUGUUGCAGUUAUCAAGGUUGGUGGAAGUAGUGAGGUAGAAGUCAGUGAAAAGAAAGAUCGGUACACCGACGCACUUAACGCAACACGAGCAGCGAUUGAGGAAGGUAUAGUUCCCGGUGGUGGUACUGCUUUGCUUCGUUGUAUUCCAAUCUUAAAAUCGCUGGAAACCAAAAACGAAGAUCAACGCACAGGUGUUCAAAUAGUUUUGCGUGCACUUUCAACUCCCUGUUAUACCAUUGCACAUAAUGCCGGGGUCAACGCCUCUGUUGUUGUGGAAAAGGUCAUGGGCAUGGGUCCAAAUAUGGGUUAUGACGCUCAGAAUGAUGUUUAUGUCGACAUGAUCGACGCUGGGAUUAUUGAUCCCACCAAAGUAAGUACAUAUCCUUUAGCAAUUUGGAUAAAUCUGGGUAUAACUUGUUGAAUUAAUUGCGUACUUUUCCAUUUUAGGUCGUUCGAACUGCUUUGGUUGAUGCAGCUGGCGUCGCUUCUUUACUGACAACUGCAGAGACCGUGGUAACUGAUUUGCCAAAAGAAGAGUCAGGAGCAAACGCUGCAGGAAUGGGUGGGAUGGGAGGUAUGGGUGGCAUGGGUGGUAUGAUGUAGUGGCGAACUACACAUCUUUUGCAUUUUGGCGAUAUUUUUUACAUUGUAGUUGGUUAAUUUUGGUAGAUAUUCCAAUUGUUCAAAGUCCCUUAUUUUCCCUCAAAUAUACAUAAUUGAUUUG